Drosophila simulans is the source of this 3345-nucleotide messenger RNA. RefSeq names its product casein kinase II subunit beta (gene CkIIbeta). Gene Ontology annotation, molecular function: protein kinase regulator activity. The coding region runs from base 153 to 860 and encodes 235 amino acids. Lineage: Eukaryota; Metazoa; Arthropoda; Insecta; Diptera; Drosophilidae. The record is from RefSeq and is a predicted model, not a curated record. Gene Ontology annotation, cellular component: cytoplasm; protein kinase CK2 complex. The transcript has 7 exons.
UGGCAAUUGCCUGCGGACAGCGCAGGACAGCGGUAAUCGAUAGUCGAGAUUGCAUACCUGAUAUCAUCGUCUUCGCUACAAUAUUUGCCUUUACCGGUUCAGCUGCAGUGCAAAAGUCAAUCAAUUUGCGUAAUUAUUAACAAUUUAGCAAAAUGAGCAGCUCCGAGGAAGUCUCCUGGGUCACCUGGUUCUGUGGACUUCGUGGCAAUGAGUUCUUCUGCGAGGUGGAUGAGGACUACAUACAGGAUAAAUUCAAUUUAACUGGUUUAAAUGAGCAGGUACCCAACUAUCGCCAAGCAUUGGACAUGAUCUUGGACUUGGAACCGGAGGACGAGCUCGAGGACAAUCCCCUGCAGUCCGACAUGACCGAGCAGGCCGCCGAGAUGCUCUACGGUCUCAUACACGCCAGAUAUAUACUAACAAAUCGCGGCAUCGCUCAAAUGAUCGAGAAAUAUCAAACUGGCGAUUUCGGACAUUGUCCACGUGUCUACUGUGAAAGUCAGCCCAUGCUGCCAUUGGGUCUGUCGGACAUCCCCGGCGAGGCAAUGGUGAAGACCUAUUGCCCCAAGUGCAUUGACGUGUACACACCAAAAUCGUCGCGUCACCACCAUACCGAUGGCGCCUAUUUCGGCACUGGAUUUCCACACAUGCUCUUCAUGGUGCAUCCCGAAUAUCGUCCCAAGCGUCCUACUAAUCAGUUUGUUCCAAGGCUGUAUGGAUUCAAAAUACACAGCUUAGCUUAUCAAAUUCAGCUGCAGGCAGCAGCCAAUUUUAAAAUGCCACUACGAGCGCAACGUGGUCAGCCGCCCAAGGACGAAGAGCCUGAGAAUAAUGCCGAUACGGUGCCGAAGCGCCUCUAAGCGCAAGCAGUGCAGCCAAGCAGUCCAGCAGCCGAUACACCACAACACACACCUGAAGACAGACACAGAUACAGAUACAGAUACACACACACACGCAGGGCGGCCCACACUGAGGAAAACAAUUUGGAUAUAGACAGGAGGACCAACAUCAAAAUCUUCAACGCUGGAUCCAAAACCAACAACAACAAGUCACCAGUAAAACGCAUACAGACAUACAGACACACACACACAGCCAGCUCCUGUUCGAAAAAAGAAGGAAAGUAGGAUCAGGUGCAGUGUGUCCAGAGUUUUGAACGCAAAGGUAAAAACUAAUCUAAUAACAAGUACAAAAUUGAGUAAUGCAUUAUUUAUUCCCAUGUUUUGUGGUUUUUGAUCCUAAAAUAAUUGUAAGACUUGUUAUUAUUUUCCUAUUUACCAUUCGAGUGCAUCAAAUGUGCUAAUUCAAAGUUGACGCACUUCAAAUACCAAACUAUUUAUACUUGUACUUUAAAUAUUUGAUGUUCGAGAAUUUUUGAAAAUUGUUCCUGAAUUGAGAGUUAUUAGAUUACUUUUUACGCUGGUCACACUGAACAGGUGUCGUCAACUAUAUUCUUUGCAUUUUAUUUAUUAAGUGAAAUGAAAGGGGCUAAACCGAUUUAGAUAUAUAGUAUCUUUAAAAUAUUUAGUCAAGUGGCCGUAUAAACACCCGCCUUUGUUCCCUCAUUUCCAAUACUUCCCUCCUGCCCGCAAAGAGCCCAUUUCGAUUUCGAAUCGCCCAGCCUGUUUGCUUCCUCCUCAAAGCCUGCUACUACUUCAAAAACUUGGAUAUAUCGAAAGCUGAAUGCAGCAAAUCUACAACAACAAAAACAAUAAGAACGGAAAACAAAAACCCAAAACUGAACGUGACCCGAAUUCGAAUGCGAAAUCGUUCGGCGUUCCCUUUUUUCGAAAUCUGAGAGUGCAUAUACUUAUAUAGAAAUACAUAUACAUAAACAUAUAAACAAUAUACCGUUAGCUUAUUUAUAUAUGUACACACAACACAAACACACACACACACACACAGAACAUACACACACACACAUCCAGACCUGUUCCCAAAUUCGAAUCGGGUUUAAAUUGAGCGAAACCGGAAAUUCAGUUGUUUUCACUCACAAGCGAAGCCAAGAAAUUGUUAAGUUCUUUUCUUCGAUGGGGUCAAAAACGCCGCUAUUCCGAGUUCGUUAAAUUCAAGAUCAAAUGCGAAAACGAGAACAGAACUGAUAUUGAAAACAAACAAGAACAACAACAAACAAAACGGAAACCAACAAAAUAUUUUAUGUAUUUUUUUAAUGUAUUUAAGAAUAAUUAAGAUUAAAAAGAAGAAAGAAAAACAAAAAUGAAAGAAAGCAGUUGGCGUAAGAUGAUGAUAAUGCAGUUAUCGCAGGAAUUAUAUAGCAAAAAUCAGAGAUAAGGUUGAUAUGUUGCGCAAGGAAAUGAAAUGAUGAUGCAUUUCGAUGCCAGCGAAUGAGGAGAAAACAAUAAAGAUGAAGAAAAACGAAAAGUAUUGUUAUUUAUUUGGGAAAACCAACACCGAUUGAUUACCCAUCAUUUCCCAUGCCCAAUUCAAACAAGCAGAUUUCAUUUUUUCAAUUUUUUUUUAUUUUAUUUUUAAAUAAAUUAGAAAAUUCUUCGUAAAAUCGAAGAACCCAUUUAUGAAGCCUGGCCGAUGGUGUGUGCCGCUGCUCUCUAGUGGUUUCCGUAUGAUUUCGUGGUUUAUCUCUUGCUUCGCUGCCGUUCGCAUUCCUCAUCGACCUAUUCUCCUCCUCCGCACGACCCGCAGCUCCCUGUGCUCCUCUCUCUCUUCUAUAUCUCAUCAACAUAGCCCGAUUCCCCGAUAUAUUCGCACUGCUAUUGGGAUAUCAGUGGGGAAAUAUGCCCGAGGAAUUGGUGCCACAUUACUCGCUUAUACAUAUAACAUUUGUCUGUUUGUUUUGUUUGUUGCUACCGCUUUACAUAUCCGUAGGCUAACCUAUUGAUUUGCGACUCCUCGGGGAUUUCGGGGCUUACAGUCGUCACAUUUAUGUGUAUACAUAUAUAAAAAAAAUUUACAGUUUUACAUAAUUAUGCAGCUAACGUGAGGGGGGAGUGGGCGGAAGGGCGUGAGAAAUGCGAGGAACACUCGAAUAAAUCGCUAUUACAUCUCUCAAAUUUUUUUGCCGACAAAAAAAUACUUUAAAUUUAAAUGUAGAAAAAAAAAAUGUAUAAAAAAAGGAUUGUGUUUUUUCUUCUGUUUUGUUUUCAUGUUUUUCGAAUGGAUUUCUUUUUGGGAAUUUUGCCUUAAAGGUCGAAUGGAUGGGGGGAUGGCUGCUGAGGGCUGUAAAGUAGUAUUAUCUUUUGCUGUUGUGAUCUUUCUCUAUCUUUCUCUUCUUGUUGUUGUUGUUGUUGUGGCUACUGCGUUUGCAAUUAAGUUAUAAUUGUUUUUUUCAGUCUGAAUUCCAACACUAUGAUCUCGAAUGGAUGCAGGCUG